This is a messenger RNA of Phragmites australis (common reed), 1484 nucleotides long. Its product is annotated as O-methyltransferase 1, chloroplastic. The transcript has 7 exons. Gene Ontology annotation, molecular function: methyltransferase activity. Bases 70 to 1128 code for a protein of 352 amino acids. The record is from RefSeq and is a predicted model, not a curated record. Gene Ontology annotation, biological process: methylation. NCBI's taxonomy places the organism in Eukaryota, Viridiplantae, Streptophyta, Magnoliopsida, Poales, Poaceae.
GGACUGUUCACCCGACCAGAUAGAGCGAACAGACCAAGCUCGGGCGCGGGGACACGCAAGACCCAACACAUGCCCGUGCUGCCGAGGCUCGCCGCACCGCCGGCCCCGUCCGUGCGCCGCGCGCCGCCGAGCUUGCCGCCUCCUCGUCCCCCACCCCCACCACCCGGCUACUGCUCCUCCUCCUGGAACAUUCGGAGGCCCUCGCCGCGGGGACCCUUGGCCACCGCUGCCGAAGCCCCCCGCGGGGGCGCGCUCCCGGAGCCGGAGGAGCGCGACCCGUUCUUCCUCGCCGCCCUCCACGCUGCCCGCCUCCGCGACCAAGAGUCCCGCCGGCCAGAUCCUCUUUUCAUUGAUCCAUAUGCUGCCGUUCUUCUUUCAUAUGAUGUUGGACAUCAAGAUAUGGAUCUAGUUUCACAGGCAGUGCCUUGUCCAGACUAUUAUAGGCUAGCAACCAGAUAUAUUGAUGACAAACUACAGAACUUGAUACACAGUUCAGAAAAUAUUAGACAGAUUGUUCUGCUGACAGAUGGAAUGGACACUCGUCCAUACAGGCUGACCUGGCCAAGGUUGUCUGUUGUGUACAAUGUGUCACCUGGAGGAGUCUUCAAUGCAGCAACUCAGCAGCUCAGAGGAACUGGAGCAAAAGUAUCACGAAAUUGUGUCUUGCUUCAUACUCCUUUUGAAUCUCCUGAUUUACAAGACAGCUUGUGCAAAAAUGGCUUCAACGGGAAUAGGCUCAGCUUGUGGGUAUUGCAGGGUUUACCUCUUUUCACACCCACGAGCUUGGAAAACCUUUUGCUUGUCAUAAGCAAUUUAGCUAUGAAAGGAAGUAUCUUCAUAGGAGAAGUACCCCAUUUUUCAGAUUGGACGGCACCAAUGGACAUGGGCUCAGAGCAGGAUAAGCUGGAAAACCUUUUCUUUACCCGGGGCUUUCAAGUCAGCUUUGAGCAUUAUGAGAAUAUUGCAAAGGGUGUAGGCUUGAAUCUAGCUCCUCCGGGGGAACAACGUGGCAGAGUGCUUUUUGUUGCAGAACAGCUGCGGUUUUCAGAUGCACAGAUGGAGAGCUUCCGGAUGCAUUUUGAAAGAAUGGAGGAGGAUGCCGAUGAAGAAGGAUUUGAGGAGCUAUAGUUCAUUAUAUGAUGUUUGAUGCUAUUGAGGCUUGAUAGUGGUUUUGCCUUGUGGGGAAACUUUGCCAUGGACUAGAGGAGAGCUGGUAAAAGCAAGAUCACGCUCACUGAUUCGUGCCAAGUUUCUGUUUGGUGUGGAAGAAUCAUCAGUUUUUCAGACACAAAUCGAUCUUUUGGCCAGCAUUUCAAAUGUAACAAGUUGUACUCGGCAAAAUACCACGUCAUUCGAAGUUCGAGCUGUAAACUGCAAUUAUUUUUGAAAACUUAUUUUUUUUCGCAAGUAUGUAUACAAUUAUUUUUGAAAACUUUUUUUUUUUCGCAAGUAUGUAUCUUUAGAGCAAUGUGAAAGAUUGAACA